AUGUCCACCCGGUGUCUGUCCUCUGGCUACUCUCCGUUGUUCACUUGGGGUCUCCUGCAAACAUCCCCAGAGACCGUCCCCCUCGACGAUGUCGACGACGACGACCCAUCUGCCUAUUACUUCACACUGCGGACGGGCAGACGCGACACGGUCGAGUUGCGGUCAUUCCUGUAUCUCGAUCUAGCAAGCAGCUCUGCCAGGUCCAUAGCGGCUCAGACGCAGCGAAGUCGUCAACAGACCUCUCACAAGCGGAAAACUUCCAUGUUGUCGCGAUCGACCAGUUGGACAUUCUGUACCUCAGAACUGAACAGCGAUUUCAUACUCCUGCUGACGUACCUGCACAGCCGACGUGAGAGGCAUAUCGCAUUCACUCCUAAACGUGUUCCUCCUCUCCCUCCUAAGCUUGCUGUGCCGGUCGUGUCACGGCGACCUUCGCGAGAGUCAUUGCGAAAUAUACCCUCUCCGAAGCCGGUGCCAUUGACGUCACUCCCAGAACCUCCGGCAGUGUCCUCAUCGGCAGGUACGACUUUACUGCCCAACAACCCUCCGAGCGCAGAGUCGCAGCCGCCUUCCCCCUUGCCGUUGCAGAAGGGAGCGAGGACAGCACCUCCGAGCCCAUCACACUCUGGACUGCGUCGCGCGUCUUCACCUGCGCGCUCAGAAAGUAUCACUUCAUCAGCCAGAAUGCGGAGUAGAAUGGAUGCGUUAGCUUGUCUAGAAGGUAGGGGGAGAUUGGGAUUGCGGGGCCGUGGGCGUGGAGAUGGACGCAGAAAGAGUAACUUCAUGAGUAUGAGCGAUGGCGAGGACGAAGAGGGCGACGGCGAGGGCAACCGACAGGAUACAGUUGUUACUUGCCCUGGGGGUGAGGAGAUGCGGAUUGCGCCGACCAUUUCUGCAUCCUCCCCUGUAGGCAAUGUUGUCGGAGCUUCAUCUGCCUCCACAGCCAUGUCUCGCGGACGCAAACGACGGAGUACGCUUGAAUCAUGGUUUCCUCUGCGUAGUUUCAUCGAUCUGAAGGCCGAUUCGGAGGAGCGCGUGUCUUCGUGGAAGUGGAGAAGUUUUAUCGAGAUUGGCGUUGCCUGA
This is a messenger RNA of Pisolithus orientalis, 1083 nucleotides long. RefSeq lists its product as uncharacterized. The transcript has 4 exons. The record is from RefSeq and is a predicted model, not a curated record. NCBI's taxonomy places the organism in Eukaryota, Fungi, Basidiomycota, Agaricomycetes, Boletales, Pisolithaceae. The coding region runs from base 1 to 1083 and encodes 360 amino acids.